AUGGCUAGACCAGCAUACACCCAUCUGUGGAUAUUUAUCUGUUUUACAUUUGUCUGCAUCUAUGGAAGAGGUCAAGACCGGUUUCCUUUAUGUGAAGUUGAGCUGAAGGUCCGGCGAGGCACAACACGGAAAACUGUCCCACAACAACGUCUGACAGUCAGAUGUCCUGUCAAACACUGUGGAGAAUCAAUCAGUGUCACCUGGUGUAAACAGGUCGACAUAAACAAAUGUGAACAGAUUAAUUACGCAGAGAAUGUGGAAAUAAAACAGAAUGACGAACACGUUAAGGACAAACUCAUCUCAUAUCUGACUUUCACACGGAUUUCAAUUAAUGACAACGGCCUGUACCAAUGUCUUGUAAAAGGAUACAAGUCUCAGCAUAUCAGUCAUUUCAUAAACAUCUCAGUGUCAGAUCUAAACCAGGGGGUGGAAAACUAUGACAAUAAUGCAUAUGAGCUACCAAGACUUGCUGCUGGUGAUAAGGAUGUAUCCUGGCUGCCCUACUUCUUCAUCUGUGCUAGCAUAGCUCUUCUGGUAGCCACACUGACAGUUUCAACCCACCUGAGUUGUUAUUGCUGGAAACGAAUACUGACCUAUAACCAAUCAAAAAGACAGGAAAUGUCCACUCACAUGAUACCUGACCUACCCAAUGCGAAUGCUCCUUCCACUCCUGUCCUGUAUGACACCUAUUCUCAAAGUACAGCAGGAAGACCACCAUCACCAUCUCCCCUGAUGACCAAUGGGAACCAGCCUGCUGUGGCAAACACAGCAGACCAAAGUCAAGUGUCAGACCAUGCAGUGUAUGCUUUCUUCAACCACUGUAGGAUACCUGCCAGAGAACAACAUGCUGCGACUGAACAAAAUAAAAACACCGACUUUGCUGCCAUCAGUGUUUCCUGUACAUUUUAGAUUUGCCAUAGACACAUGCUGAUGAAAACAUGAAUGGAAAAAUGUACACAAGUAUGUGGUGGUGUCAUGGAACAGGCAAAGAAGUUACGCAAUCAACCACGCAGCAGAAGAUGUGAACGGAUGAGGAUUGUGGUCACGCAGAUGCACGUACAGCCAUAUUAAACUAACCAGGCUAGACCAGAAGCAGCAUUGAAGUAUUUUCGCACUCUCAAGUUUGUUUGAGGCAAUGUUGCUUUUAAUUAUUAAUUUCUCAUUGUUUUUUCAGUUGUUUUUCCCUCCAUUUAUUUCAUUUACAUGACUUAGAGUGCUUUUUUGACUGAUUAAAUUGUAUUGGCCAAAGCCUUGGUGGUUAGAAAAGCCAGUGGGUAAGUAGAUCGGUCAUGUGCAGACUCACUGAAUAAUUAUUGUGCAUUCUUCUGUCUGAUUUCAUAGUUUGAAUGCUGAA
Messenger RNA from Perca flavescens (yellow perch), 1354 nucleotides. RefSeq names its product B- and T-lymphocyte attenuator. Gene Ontology annotation, cellular component: plasma membrane. The coding region runs from base 1 to 909 and encodes 302 amino acids. The record is from RefSeq and is a predicted model, not a curated record. Lineage: Eukaryota; Metazoa; Chordata; Actinopteri; Perciformes; Percidae. The transcript has 6 exons. Gene Ontology annotation, molecular function: signaling receptor activity. Gene Ontology annotation, biological process: immune response-regulating cell surface receptor signaling pathway.